This is a messenger RNA of Macrobrachium nipponense, 7288 nucleotides long. RefSeq names its product lysine-specific demethylase 7B-like. Gene Ontology annotation, molecular function: histone demethylase activity; transcription coregulator activity. The record is from RefSeq and is a predicted model, not a curated record. Gene Ontology annotation, biological process: protein demethylation; regulation of transcription by RNA polymerase II. Lineage: Eukaryota; Metazoa; Arthropoda; Malacostraca; Decapoda; Palaemonidae.
UUUUGAGCCAAAAUGGCGUUGGACGUUAUUUAUUGUUUAUGUGGACAAUCGAGGGAUUUGUCCCGGUUUAUGAUACAAUGUGAUAUAUGUAAAGACUGGUUUCACGGAAGUAUCAAACAAACCAAGAAAAGGAAUGGCAACUGCAAAACAGCGCCUUGGUAAAAUAUUGAAAAUACAUAAGAUGCUGCACUAGCUAAGUUUUGUUGGGCUCUGCUACACAUCCAAACAAGUAAGGAGUUUAAAUAGUAAUUUUUAUCAUUGGCAGUGUCAAUUGUUAUAUUGUAUUAGCAUCUCCAAACUUCAGAUUGUAUGCCAAUCAAAUAUUUCAACUUUACGACAAUAAGGACUGAUUUAUUAAAGUACCUGUGUGCAAUUUUACUUUUAUCAGAUUCCUAAAUAUGAAACAUGAAAAUAACUGGUGAAGAUGUGCAUUUUGUAAUUACUUUAAUUUUUAUGUAGGCUAUCAACUUUUUUAUGGUGUCUUCAGAUGCAAAAAAUGUAAAUGCAAUUCUAGACCUCUUAUGUCAGUGAUAUUUAUUUAUAAUUUCACCCGUACCCUCUUCUGUUAAGAAAUAGAGUAGCAAUGUAGAGAAGAAUUCAGCUAGCUUUGUAGGAUAGAUUACUUUAGAGUAGAUGUUCCUGUUAUGCCACAGUUGUUUUAAGGAAUUCCUUUAUUUUAAAUAUAUUUCUUAAAAACAGCCUAGUUCGUGUGUAUCACAUUUGAUUAAAGUGUGAUUUUAAAAAGGAAAGGUUGUAAAAUUUUGUUGACCAUUAGGAAUUAUGGUGAAUCAGGAAGUACAGGAACUCACAACUUAUGCAAAAUGUUUCUGAUGCAUUUGGAAUUAAAGUACUAAUAACUGCAGAAGUCUUUUCUGUAACUCAUUAAUCUUAUAAUAUUGUCACUUGUCCUGUUGAUAUUUUAUUCUGUUCUGAAUGGGAAGGACAUAUUUUCCUUUUGUUUUCUUCACAAUUUUUAUAUAGGAAUAAUAACUAAAAGACAUGACAUUUGUGUUUAAAAUCAUGGAAAAGUAAAUUUGUUUUUAAGGUUUUGAGACAUUUACUGUACAAUGCUUACAUAUAAGAGGUUCAUAAACAUUUUUAUGGUUGUUCUAGCCUGUAUGGAGUACUUUGAUAGCAUGUCAGGAACAGAUUCCCUUUAUAAGUUACGAGUUCCCUGUUUGAGAAAUGUGUUUAUUUUUGUAUUUGACUUCUCUGGUGGUUUUCUUUUUAUGUAAUUCAUCAUGUAAAUAUGUAUACCAUUUCUGAAAUUUCGUAUAUUCUUUUUAAAUGAGAUCAUUUAGUGUUUUUUUUUCAAAUGAUGUUUUCAGUUUAGUUUUUGUUGGAAAUCUCUCAACAGCAUUUGAAUUCAGAGUUUUUUCUUUCUCAUUUGAAGAGUGAAGGGAACACAAUUUCAGAAGUGGUAAUUAAUUUAUUUAUGUUAGCCUGUACAUUUAUUCACUGUCUGGCAGCCAGAUACCUGUUUGUAUGAGUAGGUAAAAUGUUCAAUGAAAAUUUUUACAUAACUGGCCAUCCCUUUUUAUUUUAAUAUACAAAAUGCUAACACGAUAAUGAUACUAACACUUUUUAAGUAUUGUAAUAGAAAGAAAAUUUCUUGGUAUUUUUGGAAGUACCAGAUCCAUUUUAUCUUUACUUCUACCUAAGGGAAGAAGAUUACUCAUUCCGUGAAUUAUGUGGAGCCAGUACAGUGUAAGAGUAGAAAUAUGUAUAUCUGCCCUCAUAGGCAGUGAAGGAUGUGAAAUUGCUGAUAAAGCAAAUCAAAUCGAGCAAUUUCAGUGAAUGAUUAUAUUAUAGCUUGGCUAUAACAUAUUACGCUUGUAGUGGUAUAUUGUUGAAGGUAGUCUUGAAUAGAUGAUUCAUAUUUUUCGGUCAACUCAAAAACCAAUGAAUCUGAAUAUGAAAACUAAGAGUCUACAUAUGAGUAAAUUGCAAUUUGUGUUACUCUUUUGUCCCAUGGGUACUUAUGAAUAACCUACACAAGAUCCCAGAGCACAUAGAAUGUAGGUAAUGCUAACAGUUGAAUGUAUCUGAUGUGACUGACCUAAUUUCAACCAGCAGUGAAUGCCAAAUCUUGUAUUUUCAUCUUGAUUGUGAGUACAGUAUAUGUGUUCUUAAAAGUGGGUAAAUAUUGCUGUAGUAUAUGGUGGUCUUCAGUGUUGUAUGAAUGCACUGAGAUGCAGUGUCUGAGUGUGGGAAAGUUCUAUUUAAAAGUUGUUUUCCAUUGCUGUAGUAGCCUUGAAACUUCUUUCACCCUGCAGUUGGGAGAAAGAGAACCUUUUUCUACGUACUGAGCAACGAUUUGAUGAAGCUGAAGGAUUGUAUGGAAAUGUCUUUUGAGAAUUGUUGCAAAUAUGUAUUACUACAAAUUUAUUUAAAACAUAGCUUUCUGUGAUGUAUUCUUGUUUUGUAUAGUAUAUGAGCUUUGAUUUCUUUAGGGAGUAGUGCGUCCCAGUUUCAUUUUUGUUAAUGUAUGUCAAUACUGUAAAUUAUUUUUUGGUGCCAGUCAUUGACAAUUUUUUUCAUCUUGCAAGUGGUGCAAAUGCAUGUGGUAGCAACAUUCUUUUCCCAUAUUAUUUCAGUACCAGAUCACACCAAAGACGAAGUUUUUAGGUUAGGUAAUGGACUGAGGUUCUCCUUGUGUUUAGUUUUAAUUGUUCAUUCAUUAACUUGUCUUACUUAUGGAAAAUAAAAAUGCUAGUGUCACUGUUGUAGGAGACUGAGUAAUUAAAGGUAUCAUUUUGUAUGGUGGAUAGUGGCCAAUAUCUGGCAUUUUUUUUCCAAGUAAAAUAGCUUUCCUCAAAGUAGUCUUGUUUACAUUUUACAUUAAUUAGCCAGCUUUAAAAUCUGGUCCAAAAAUUUACGUAGAUCAGUUUUAAUGAUUAUUUGAGAUGGCAUUGUUGUCAUACAGUUCUUUAAACAUAAACGACUGUUUCUAUUUUUAGAUUCACGAUUUAAUUUUAAAAGUUCAGUUUAUGCUCUAAAGAUAACUUUUCAGUAAUCCUUCACAUCAUACAUUGUAUUGACAUUAGUGUAUGUUGCCUCCAGGUUUUUAUUGGAAUCAGAGGAGAAGAAGCAGAGAAACCAUUAGAAACCUUGAAGAGUUAAUUGAUAAUAAUAAAAACUAUUUUGUUAUCUCAAUACCAGUGACAGUCUUAGGGAUAAUGAACAUAAUGAGGAUAAGCAGUAAAUUACUUCAUUCUUGUUCACAAACAAGAAAUAGGAAUAUGUAUUAAUAUUUUGUUGUAACUGGAUAGUCAUGUUUAAUAUAUAGUAAUGAAAAGUAUCAGUUCACCAGGUAAAUACUAUUAGGAUAUCCAGCAGGACCCCUUGCAAAAGCUUCAAAGCCUUAAGAAAAAAAAAUGUUACAACAUUAAACGUGACAAAAUUGAGUUUAGUACCUCACAGGAAAUGUUGAAGAAUCUUUGAGAAUAAAGUGAGAGCUGAACUGAGUAGUAUAUCAAAAGAAUGUGAAACAUGAAAAACAUUGGGAGCAAAUUGUAUAUUUAUACAGGGAGAAAAUUGUAUAUUUAUACAGCUUGAAAAAGUGGGUAAAAAAUUAAAGCAAUCCUGAAGAGUAACCUCAAGAUAAGUGAAAUACGUGUUUUGAUUGUUUAAUGAAAGAAGCUGAGCAGAAAAUAGAUUAUGAGUAAAAUUACAAGUGUAGCUAAUAGCUCUUUAUUGUACUGUAAAAGCAACUUCCAUUUUCCCUGUAUUUUAAGGCAGUAUAUUUUUCAUAUUGGCAACCUAGUUAUGCUUGUUUGGUGUUCAUUGGUACUGAAAUUGUGUUGUUACAAUAUGUUUUUUUUUUAUUUUUUUAGAGCAAGAAUAGGUCUAAACUGUAUAAAUGCCUCAUACAAAUAUUUUUCCCUUUGUACAUCUUUGUUUUCUUAUUGAUACUAUAUUGAAUUUUUCAAGUAAUGUAUGUUACCCGUUCAUUGAUUUUUUUUCAUUUGUGUUGCUAGACUAGUCAUGUGAGGCAAGAUAUUUUUGUUUGUAUUGUAAUGCAUAUGAACCCUCUUUUUUUUAUUUUGGUCUGAUUAAAGUACAAAAUUAUUAUAGUAAGGAAUGAUCUAUUUUAAUGAUAAGAGGAAGUUGCACUGAAUUUCUCAGGCUUAACCAUCAUAAUUUCCUUUUAUUUCCAGGUGUGGUAGCAGUAACGAAUGAAAAUUACUUUUGUCAUUUUAGAAUUGGAUGUAUUUUAAUUCAAAGUUGUUGGUACUAGCUUUGGAAAACCAAUUUGUUUUCAAGCUGAAAUUUGGUUAAUUUUGGACUUGUAUUAAUUUUCAAGUUUAAACUGCUAUUGUACUAAACUUCUCAGAGUAUAACAGAAGUUGGUGCUUGCAUGUGAAAUAAGGUUCAGUAAAGAUUAUCAGGUGCUUUUAUCAGUUGGGUUACUCUUUAUUUUUUCUUUUUUUCUUUAAAAGCCUGGUCCAAGGAGGGGGGUGCAGAUCCCUGAAGGAAUACAUGCUGCAUUUUCUAAACUUAGAAUUCUCAUAUAGUAAAAGUAGAUAUAACCAUGUACAGUCAAUGAAAGACUAAUGGAAGUAUCCAUUUCUCAUCCACAGAACAUUAGCACAGCCAAAUUUGAAAUAUUCUGCAAGUCAAGAACUAGUGCAUGUUGUGAAGUACAUGAGCGUAGGAUAUUGAAGACAAAUUUUUAUGCCAUUAAGAUACUUUAAUCAGACCACUGAGCUAAAUUUAAAACAAGAAAGCAUGGGUUGAAUGAAAUGGUAUAUAUUUGGUAUGUGCAAGAUCUUUUACCUCAUAAUCAGUGACUAAAUCUAUAAUUAUUUUGAAAAUAUUUUAUUCUCAUUCAGCAUAUUUAUAUUGUGCACAUUGUAUACUGUGCAAAAGGAUAUCAAAAUACGCGACCAGCAAAGAAAACUUGAAAAGUUUUACUUCUGGAAAUGAAAUAUGGUAGUCAAGCCAGUGUUGAAUAACAAAACAAUAAAUGCUAGUACACAGUGGUAGUGUGUGUGCAAGUAUAGAUGAUGAAUAUAAAUUUUACAUAAUUUAAAAAUUAUUGCUGUCGGAAUUAAUGUCAGCGGGAAAUUAUAUCAGGUGCAAGUAUGCUAACACUUUCAUCCAAAAGGACAUCAUCAUAAACCAAAUGUUAGUGUAAAGAUUGACUGACUGUUCAUCUGUUAUGUUUUCUUUAUCUUUUAUUUAUGCUGAUAUUUUUCUUGGGGUGUUAUCUUAUUCCAGAUGUUUCAGCAAACACAGAUGAAUUUCAAACAUUUAAUAUAUUAAGAGGAGAGUUAAGGAAUUUGGUAAAUUUCCUUUCUUUUUAAUUGUAAAUGUGCAGAAAGACAACUACAGUUUUGGAUUCUAAAAGAGGCACCUUGAGGUACCUUUUUUACAUUUGAAGACAGAUAUAUAGGCAACUAAUCAAUUUUUUAAAUGUGAUUACAGGGGAAGCAGAUAUCAAACUUAUAGAUUUUCUAUAAUCAUCAUUAGUACAAAGAAUCAGCAUCAUCUAUACACGUCUGUUUCCUGGCACAGUUUCAUUCAUCUAAGACAUGCUGAGGUCACUGUCAUCUAGUAACUUUUGGAGUUCCCUCUUCCUUAUUCUGUUUGCCAUUGGAUUUUCUGGGUAAUUACAAACUACAGCAUGUUCAUGAGAGUUCCUUAAACAAGAAUCUUUCUGAAAUGAAAGAUCACUUGUCAGGACUACAAUUUUCUCCAGGAAUACACAAGCACACUAUAAUCACUUUCUUGUAAAUUUGUAGUUUUGAGAUCACUUUAUCAGAAUUGUCUCUUCCUACGUUGUAAUUGCUAGAUGUGUCCUCAUUUUGAGUCUUACCACUAAUUUGAUGAUCAAACAUCUUUGUCUUAGGAAGAAAAGAUGCAUAAGUGUAUAAAGAAGGGAGAAGGGCUGGUUGAUUUUUUUUCUAUCAUCACUGGCAGUUUGCAAGCAUUUUAUUUUAUUAAUUUUUUUUUUAAUCUAGUAGACCUUUUAUUUCUGGAUCAGAAAAUUUUUUCUUCUUCUUCUUCACCAGAUUCUUCCAAUAUUUCAUCAUCAGACUCCUGCCCACACACACACACACACUUUAAUUGCCAUACCAUUUAGAAAUACCAUGUUCACUCGGCGGUCCUUGUUUUAAAUCCAGAGGUGCAUGUGACAAGUACUUGGAAUUUGCUCUGAUUAACUUUGUUACUGUACAUUGACUAUAUAGAAUUUUAUACUUUCCAGCAGUUAGUCUUAAUAUUGUGCACAUUGAACAUAAGCUUUCAAAGGAAAAGACUUACAGGAAAUUCUGUCAUCAGACCAAGGGGGAAAAGUUGAGAAAUCAGUGUAUGUUUUGAAUUUCUUCACCAGUUGUAAAAUUGUAAAUGUUCUAGUUUGGCUUGUCAUUUCGUAUGAUAUUAGAGUAACUUAGAUUAAGUGGAAAUUAUUUUUAUGGGUAACUUACCUUGAGUGUCAAGGUGAUGUACAUAGAUAUAUUGAGAGAAAUUUCUUUCACUGUAAAUUGUAUAUAUAAAUGGUAUUGUAUCUGGGGAUAGAGAAUAUUCAUAUGCACUUUGUUUUUGUACUGUGUAAUAUAGAUUUUGUGAUUUGCAUUAUUCUGAUGAUGUGCUUUGACAUGCAUAACAAGUUGUAAAUUUUCAAGGUCGUGAAAUUUGGCUGGUAGAUAAUCGAUGUCAAUUGAGUAUUGUUGCCAUAUGUGGCUCCUAUCUUUCAUACCUUUAGCAAUUUACUCUUCAUCUUCAGUCUUCAGGGGGAUUGAAGUGUCAUGUAAUUCUCCCUGUGUCCUGUCAUUUCUUUCUUUAAUACAAAUUGUGAACACUGACGCCAUCCAUAAGGCACUUUGGCCAUAGGUUUAUCGUGAUUGGAUUAAACAAUUGAGUGUUAGGGCAGAAAUAAAUUUCAUUAUACUAAGAUUUUUUUUAUUUUUUUAUUACAGUUACAGUAAAUAGCUUUGUAGGUCAGAAUCAAAGUAAAGCAGAUCAGUUUCUCAGGUGUCUUUCAUAACUUUUAAACCAAUACAGCCAUUAAAUGUUUUUAAUUACAACUUUGCAAAAUGUUUUUCCUUUACUGUGCUUUUAAAUUGCAAAAAGUUGCUGAGCUGGCCUAUGUACUCAAAACUUUGUGUCUUGUUGAAUGUGAAGUAGACUAUUGUUUGCAGAUCUCAUUAGGGAGUGUAAAUAAUGAAAAGCUGUAUGCAAGCUGUAAUUAUUUUGUUGUAUAAAAUGCAGAUAUUUUGUUAUAAUAGCAUAACAUGUUAAUAGAAUAGAUUUAUUCUUUUUAUUAUAUUUACCUUUUCACAAU